This is a messenger RNA of Adineta steineri, 1551 nucleotides long. The record is from the annotation of a GenBank genome assembly. Lineage: Eukaryota; Metazoa; Rotifera; Eurotatoria; Adinetida; Adinetidae.
AUGCCUUUUCUUUAUCGGCUCCAUUCACAUCAUACUUUAUCUGCACAACAUCUUCGUCAUGCUCUAGAAUUAAUAAUCACAAAACAUCAAUCUCUUCGAACAUCACUCAUAUUUCAUACAGGAAACAAUCAACAAUUACAACAAAUCUUUGAUAUGAACAAUAGUAUUAGACAACUAUUUACAUUUAUUGAAAGCACUUAUGAAACAGAUGAACAACUUAAUGAGAUUUUACACGACGAGAAACUUAAUCCUCGAUUUUUUGAUCUUGCUCAAGGUCUUGUCUUUCGAUGUCAUAUUAUUUAUUAUAAACAAAUCUCAUCAGAUGAUCUACUUUCUGACAGAGAUGUAGUCAUUCUCAAUGUUCAUCAUGCUUUGUUUGAUUUUCCAUCAAUGAAUAUCUUUCUUCAUGACCUCAAUCAAGCAUAUACAAUAGGCCACUUAUCAUAUGAUGAUAACAGUCUUCUACGUUACCUCGACUAUGCUACUAUUGAACGACAAAUAUCAAUGACUGGUGCAAGUAUGUUUUGGGCUGAUGUUCUUCAUGGUUGUAAACUCGAUCAACCUUUGUCAUUACCAUUCGAUCGAUACCGUCUCUCCAAUGAAUAUCGAAGUGAUCGUGGAACAUCUAUUUCAUUCGAUUUUGGUCAAGAUCUCUCACAUGAUUUUCUUAUUCAUGCAUCAUCAAAUAAUAUAUCACUUGACUAUCUCACAUUUGCUAUUUAUUUCAUCUUUCUAUUUAAAUUAACUAAUGGACAAACAGAUCUAUGUAUUGCUAUGAACAUCAAUAAUAAUCGAUAUAGAGAUGAACUCAAAUCAAUCAUUGGCCUGUUUGAGAAUGUCAUUCCAUUACGAUGCCAACUAGAUACUCAUCGGUCUUUCCAAUAUCUACUCGAUUAUGUUCGAGAGAUAACAAGCAAUAGUAUGAAAUAUUCAUAUUUUCCACUUCAACGUAUUCUCAAUCAACAUCCACAUAUUUCAAAACCUGCAUUUCUUGAUAUAUCAUUUCAGUUUCUAUCAUCUAUAACGAGAAGUAACAAUAAACUAAUAACGAUUGGUAAUAGUCAACUUUCUCCAAUACCUUUCACAAUGAGCAUGAACGAUAAUGAGAUUAGAAAUAAGUGUGAUUUUUCUUUUCUAAUUCAACAUGAUAUGAACAUGAAUCAACUCUCAUGCACAAUCAAUGCAUCACUUGAUUUAUUCAAUGUAGAAACAAUCGAUAAGAUAUCUCAACGAUUUCAUUCAAUGUUGAAACAAUUAUUUACAUCUGUUGAUGAUCAAAUGAGUAGACCAAUCUAUGAAAUAUCAUUAACAUUAGCAAAUGAAAGAUUACUUAUGCAAUCAAUGAAUAAUACACAAGUAUCAUUUUCAUCUCCUGUCACUUGUAUUCAUCAUGAAUUUGUAUAUCAAGUAAUGAAACAUCCACAAAAACUAGCUGUUGAAUUGGAUGAACAAUCUUUGACAUAUGCUGAACUAUUACAUUAUGUUCAAGUGUUAUCUUUACAUCUCAUGAAUAAUUAUCAUAUUAAGCCAGGUGACAUCGUUUGUCAAUGU